Rhagoletis pomonella (apple maggot) is the source of this 1781-nucleotide messenger RNA. RefSeq names its product UDP-glucosyltransferase 2-like. Lineage: Eukaryota; Metazoa; Arthropoda; Insecta; Diptera; Tephritidae. Gene Ontology annotation, molecular function: UDP-glycosyltransferase activity. The record is from RefSeq and is a predicted model, not a curated record.
UUGCAGCUCAGCUACUCUUUGCAGUAAACAAAAAACAAUUGAUGUUUUAAGUGCAUAGCUAACUUUUGGGAGUAAGCAUCAGUGAGUGGGAACAUUAGAAAGAGUAUAUAAAAAACUGCAUUCAAAUAAUGAUAACACAAAUUCACAAAUUAGUUGUUUGCAAUCGUCAGUCUUUAGCACUUGAUAUUUUAUUGAAUUUUAUGCAAAUAUUUGUCGUGAAAUAAAAGUCAAUAAAAGUUUUGCUUAACGAAAUGCAAUACUUACCACAAUUGACAGUAUUAUUACUAUUUUCUUUAAUCGCGUGCCGCAUUGAGAGUUCGAAUGGUGCUAAAAUUUUAGCAAUAUUUCCCUUUACGGGUCGUUCGCAAUAUAUCUGUGGAGAGAAUUAUCUAAAAGCACUAGCUGCAAGGGGUCAUGACGUUAUUGUGAUCUCGGCAUAUCCGCAAAAGAAAUCCAUACAGAAUUUUACGGAUGUUUCACUUAUAUACGAAAAUGAUCUCUUUGAAGAAUACAUCGUUGAUUCCGAAGUACUGACACUCAGCAAAUGGGAAGAACUUAAUUUUGCCAUUGAUUACCUUACACCAUCUACACGAAAAGUUCUAGAACAUCCAGUGUUGCAAAAAUGGCUUAAGAAUGGUGUGACCUUCGAUUUACUUAUUGUUGAAGUUCUGCAGCAGGAAGCGCUCUACGCACUGGCAUACCAUUUCAAGGCUUUGCUUAUUGGCGUUUCCAGCUUCGGCACCGAUAUGCGUAUCGACGAAUUGGUUGGCAACACCUCACCACUCUCCUAUAUACCCUCAACAACUAGCCAUUUAACAGAUCAAAUGAAUUUUCGCGAGCGUUUAGAAAAUUUCUACAUUCACGUUCUGGAGUGGAUACAUAAUCGUUUCGUUAUGUUGCCCGCGCAAUAUGAGCUGUACAAAAAAUACGUACCCACCCCAACGGCGCCAUUUAUGGAAAUGCGUAAGAACUUCUCACUUGUGUUGCUGAAUCAACAUUUCUCAAUGAGCCUACCACGUCCUUAUGUGCCGAAUGCUAUCGAAGUUGGCGGCUGGCACAUAGAUCACAAGCCAAGUAAAUUACCAGCCGAUAUGGAACGAUUUAUAAAUGCCGCCCCAAAGGGGGUAAUCUACUUCUCGUUAGGCACAAAUAUACGCAGUAGAAAUUUGUCUGCAAAAAGGCGCGCUAUACUAAUGGAAGUUUUCGCCUCAUUAAAGCAAUACAACAUACUUUGGAAAUUCGAAGAUCCAAAAUUACCUGGAAAACCCACGAAUGUAUUUAUCAGUAAAUGGUUUCCACAAUCUGAUAUAUUGGCGCACCCCAAUGUAAAGCUCUUUAUUACACAUGGUGGACUGCUGAGCACAAUUGAGGCUAUACAUCAUGCCAAGCCGGUGGUGGGUAUGCCUGUUUUCUAUGACCAACAUCUGAAUGUUGCGCGUUCGCAGCAGAAAGGUUUUGGCGUGAGUGUCAAUUUUAGGAGCUUCACUGCUAACCAACUCAAAAGCGCUAUAGUAGAGGUGCUGGAAAAUCCAAAAUAUGCUAAACGCGCGAAGGAGAUCUCACAGCUGUAUCACGAUCAACCAGAGACACCAGUGAAGAAGGCAAUUUAUUGGACAGAGUAUGUAUUGCGGCAUAAGGGCGCACCACAUAUGCGUGUAGCCGCGCGAAAUCUGGAUUUUAUUGAAUAUCAUAAUUUGGAUGUCAUUGCUGUGCUGUUUGGCGGGCCACUUUUGGCCUUACUGGUUGUUGCGUGGGUGAGCUGCAAGCUAUUGAAGGCGAUU